Messenger RNA from Papaver somniferum (opium poppy), 1606 nucleotides. RefSeq names its product probable protein S-acyltransferase 14. Lineage: Eukaryota; Viridiplantae; Streptophyta; Magnoliopsida; Ranunculales; Papaveraceae. Gene Ontology annotation, biological process: protein targeting to membrane; peptidyl-L-cysteine S-palmitoylation. The transcript is spliced from 7 exons. The record is from RefSeq and is a predicted model, not a curated record. Gene Ontology annotation, cellular component: endoplasmic reticulum; Golgi apparatus. Gene Ontology annotation, molecular function: protein-cysteine S-palmitoyltransferase activity. The coding region runs from base 178 to 1122 and encodes 314 amino acids.
AACACCUUCUGCAUUUUCCAAGUCUUCACCUUCCCCAAUUCACACUCAAUUCUUCCCUUUCACUUUUCUUUCUCCAUUGAAUCAUUCGAGAAAACCCUUUAAUCAAAAACCCAAAUAACAAACCCUAGUUUUUCUAGGGAGAGAUAGUCUCAAAAGGGCACUUUUUGUUUGUACAUUAUGCAUAGAUCAGGACCUACAAUGGCUUGGAAUGUAUUCAAAUUCUGUACUGUUCUUCGUAGUCUUGGUUCUAUUAUGAUUCUCUUAGUUUUAGGUGUUAUUGGUGUUACUUAUUAUUCUCUUGUUCUUAACAAUUACGGUCCUCUUCUUUUCAAUGGAAGUGGUUUUGAUUCUUUUGCUGCUUUUGCUGUUUUACUUAUCUUUCAUUGCCUGUUGGUGAUGUUAUUAUGGAGCUAUUUUUCUGUUGUCCUAACGGAUCCAGGUGGUGUUCCAUCAAAUUGGAGACCUUUCAUUGAUGAAGAGAUAGGAGAUACUGAUCCAUUAACUGGGGGUUCAGAAUUUGGUUCUGGUUUACCAGGAAAUACAAGUGAUUUGAAUAAUAAUUCGAGAAUUCGGUAUUGCAGGAAGUGUAAUCAAGUCAAACCACCUCGUUGUCAUCAUUGUUCCAUUUGUGGGAGGUGUGUAUUGAAAAUGGAUCAUCAUUGUGUUUGGGUUGUUAACUGCAUUGGUGCUUUGAAUUACAAGUUCUUCCUUCUGUUUCUGCUUUAUACAUUUCUGGAAACUACUCUUGUUGCCUUAUCAUUGUUGCCGAAUUUUAUGGCCUUCUUCGGUGAUGAUGAGAUACCUGGAACACCAGGAACCCUUGCAACAACUUUUCUUGCUUUUGUACUGAACUUAGCUUUUGCAAUGAGUGUUAUGGGAUUUCUGAUCAUGCACAUUUUGUUGGUUAUUGCUAAUACGACCACUAUUGAGGCAUACGAGAAGAAGACCACUCCAAAAUGGCGUUAUGACCUUGGGCGGAAGAAGAACUUUGAACAGGUGUUCGGGACAGACAAAAGAUACUGGUUCAUCCCUGCAUAUUCAGAAGAGGAUUUAAGACGAAUGCCAGCAUUGCAGGGUCUUGAAUAUCCAUCAAAACCUGAUCUAGAUGGACAGGAAUUCUAACAAUCUUCUUAGAACAUUGCUCGCUAAAACUUCCCAUUUUGCCCCAUAGCAGCGAAACUGGGGUCUGACCGAAAUAUAGAGCUUAUACUUCUCUCCCGCAUUAUUCACUUACAAAUCUAUUUGCCACGAUGACCACUACUACCAGCUUCAUCAGUGUUCUGGUACACACGGAUUACUGCCUAACUUUUCUCUCGUCUGACCCAAUUAUGUAUUGUGUGGGCUGCAAUCGAAAGAAGACUGCCUGAGCAUGGAGGAAUUAGGAAGAGAUCAUUGUAUGAGAAAGAAUGUCAUUCUUCAUGAUUUCAGUUCGAAUUAUCUUUUGGGGAAACCUGGAAGGUACUGAGAACGUGUCAGGGUCGAAAUAUGUCACUGAGCAUAAUGCUAGUCUGUUACUAUUAGAUGUCAAUGAAUUAAAAAUGCAAUUAAUGUUACUUAUUAUUUUCCUAUAACAAUCAAUUUUUGAACUUGUAAGUUGUAUCUUGUU